This is a messenger RNA of Sciurus carolinensis (gray squirrel), 1921 nucleotides long. RefSeq names its product LRRN4 C-terminal like (gene Lrrn4cl). Gene Ontology annotation, molecular function: protein binding. The record is from RefSeq and is a predicted model, not a curated record. Lineage: Eukaryota; Metazoa; Chordata; Mammalia; Rodentia; Sciuridae. The transcript has 2 exons. The coding region runs from base 291 to 1016 and encodes 241 amino acids.
AGCCCUCCUCUUGGCAUUCACUGGGGAGGGGCGGGAGAAGAGGGCCAGGUGGUGACAUCAGAGUUGAAGGGGUUGAAGGGUAUAAAAGCUUUCAGUCAAAGGAGAAUUGAAGAUACAACCUGACAGUGCGGGCAGCGCGGCCUGCUGUUCUCGGGACUCCUCAACCUGAUAGCUGCAGCCGUCUGGUGGCAGAUUCCCACUCCCUCAAGGCCUACCCGCUGGUGAGGGACUGCUAAGGGCCAGAGGGUGAUCAGUUGGGGUCCUGGACUCCUCGGACAGGAUUUACACAGAUGACAGACUCCAUGCUGGUCUCUCACUGCCUUCUGGGGCUCCUGGCCUUGACCUUCUUGGUUCCCAGAGCUCAGCCCUUGGCCCCUCAAGACUUUGAGGAAGAAGAGGAAGAUGAGACAGUGGGCACAUCUUUGCUGGCUGUCCCCUGCGACUACGACCGUUGCCGCCACCUGCAGGUGCCCUGCAACGAGCUGCAGAAGGCCAGGCCGGUGGCCUGCUUGUGCCCGGGGCUUUCCAGCCCAGCCCAGCCUCCGGACCCGCCACGCCUAGGAGAAGUGCGCAUUGUGGCCGAGGAGGGCCGCGCCGUGAUCCACUGGUGUGCCCCCUCCUCCCCGGUCCACUACUACUGGCUGCUGCUUUGGGAAGGCAGCGGGGCUCCGCAGAAGGGCCCUCCACUCAACACUACGGUCCGCAGAGCAGAACUGAGGGGACUUAAGCCUGGGGGUGCUUAUGUGGUUUGCGUGGUGGCUGGUAACGAGGCCGGGGAGAGCCGUGUGUCCCAGGCAGGUGGGGAGGACCUCGAGGGGGUAUCCUUCCCGGCCUUCGGGCCCUGCGGCCGGCUCACGGUGCCACCCAGACCCGUCACCCUAAUCCACGCGGCCGUGGGGGUGGGCACAGCCCUGGCCCUGCUAAGCUGCGUCGCCCUGAUCUGGCACUUCUGCCUCCGCGACCGCUGGGGCUGUCCGCGCCGCCCAGUCGCCGCCCGAGCCGCAGGGGCGCUCUGAUGAGGGUGUGGGGCACUUCCCCGCACCCCAGCCCCACCUGGGGCUCCCAGCCCGCUCCCAGAAGAGCCAGCCCGCCGCCGCCUGGCGUCAGCUGUCCCGGGAGCAGGGCCCAGACACCUGGGCCGCAGCUGGGAUCUCUGAGCUGAGAGUUUGUUUAGGUCGGGGUUUGUCACUUUGUUGCUGCCUGAGAGCUAGAAAGGAGCAGAAAGGGUCAGAGAGUAAGUAAUUUAGGUUUUUUAUGUUUAAGAGGAUAACGUUGAGGGUAUUAUGUAGGUACUUAUCUAGUCAUUUAAAAUGUGACCAUUAAAAUGUAAAACCCAUUCGUAGCCUAUGGGUCUUACAUGCUAAACCCGUAGGCAGUUAGUUGGCCCGUCAUACACCCUCAAAAGGACUCUGCUGCUGGGCUUGGUGGCAUACGCCUUGUAACCCCAACUACUCAGGAGGCUGAGGCAAGAAGAUCCCAGGCUUGAGACCAGCCUGGGCAAUUUUAAAAAACCCUGUUUAAACUACAAAAUAAAAAAAGGACUGGGGGUGUAGCUCAGUGCCCCUGGGUUCAAUCCUUAGAACAGGGGAAGAAAGGAUCUGCCACUGUGGGUAGCUAAGUGGGGUUUGAGAAUAAACUUCUGCAGGAUAAGAGUUUCCAAUUGGAGCCACCUUCUCUUUCCACCUUCUCUAAAGUUAUUCAGGAUGAGCACACCUGGGUCAAAGUCAGUCUGUGUCUGAGGAGGUGGAGAUUAAGGACUGGCAUGGGAUACAGAAGAGAAGGAAGCCCCAAGCCUUUGUCCUGCACAAGUCUGUGCUUUUACUAAUAAAAUCAGACAAAGCAACAGUAAUACCAAGGAAUCCCUGCCAUUUUUGUUUAUUGUAUAUCUACUGUGAUAACAUUAAAGUAAAUUUAAGAGACA